This is a messenger RNA of Kwoniella botswanensis, 2424 nucleotides long. RefSeq names its product phosphoribosylamine-glycine ligase. Gene Ontology annotation, biological process: 'de novo' IMP biosynthetic process; adenine biosynthetic process. The record is from RefSeq and is a predicted model, not a curated record. The transcript is spliced from 4 exons. The coding region runs from base 1 to 2424 and encodes 807 amino acids. Gene Ontology annotation, cellular component: cytosol. NCBI's taxonomy places the organism in Eukaryota, Fungi, Basidiomycota, Tremellomycetes, Tremellales, Cryptococcaceae. Gene Ontology annotation, molecular function: phosphoribosylformylglycinamidine cyclo-ligase activity; ATP binding; metal ion binding.
AUGUCAGAAAUCACCUCUUUCCCUCCUCCUUCCACCGACCUCUCCGUUCUCCUUCUCGGAUCAGGAGGUCGAGAACAUGCCUUGGCCUAUAAACUCUCUCAGUCCAAGAGAGUAUCGAAGAUCUACGUUUGUCCAGGUAACGGUGGGACCGCCCUAAUGGGAGGAAAGGUAUCUAAUCUUUCUAUACCUUGGGGCGCUCCACCAGCUUUCAAACCAAUCAUCGAAUUUGCUCAAAGCAACAAGAUAGAUUUAGUUGUACCUGGUCCAGAACAACCUUUGGUAGAUGGAGUCGAAGGAGCAUUCAAGAAAAUUGGUAUACCAGUAUUUGGACCUUCACCUCAAGCUGCAAUGUUGGAAGGAUCCAAAUCCUUAUCUAAGGAAUUCAUGUUCCGACAUAAUAUCCCUACUGCUCAAUUCCGUUCAUUCACCUCGAAUCAAUAUACCCAAGCUGUCGAGUACAUCCAAUCGAAUCCUUUCUCAUCUGGACGAUGCGUUAUCAAGGCGUCAGGCUUGGCGGCAGGCAAAGGAGUUUUGAUUCCUGAAACCAAUGAAGAGGCAUUAGAAGCUUUGAAGAGCGUAAUGGUAGAUAAGGAAUUUGGAGAUGCAGGAGAUGAAGUUGUAGUGGAAGAGUAUCUUACUGGACCGGAAAUUAGCGUGUUGGCGUUUUCAGAUGGAUAUACUAUUAUACCUAUGCCUGCUGCUCAGGAUCAUAAGAGGAUUGGAGAAGGAGAUAUCGGACCGAACACUGGUGGGAUGGGUGCUUAUGCCCCUGCUCCAGUGGCUACUAAGGAAAUCUUGGAAAGAGUGGUAAAAGAGAGUCUAGAACCUACUAUCAAAGGAUUGAGAGAGGAUGGCUACCCAUUCGUAGGAAUGUUGUUCACCGGGUUCAUGCUCACUCCCGAUGGACCUAAAGUUUUGGAAUACAAUGUCAGAUUCGGUGAUCCAGAAACUCAAGCUCUGAUGUUACUUUUGGAUGAUGAGACUGAUCUUGCUGAGGUCAUGCUUGCUGCUGUGGAAAGACGACUCGAUUCAGUUAAACUUGGCUAUCGAGAUGGAUACGCUGUCUCAGUCGUCCUUGCAUCUCAAGGAUAUCCAGGCAAAUACCCUAAAGGUGUACCUAUGACCAUUAACCCGGAUAUGCCAUCUGGCGUACACGUCUUCCACGCCGGUACGGCUAUCAAGGACGACACCGGAGUGACCGACGGUGGACGAGUCCUUGCAGUUUGCGCAUCCGGUUCGACCCUCAGAGAAGCUGUCGAUCUCGCUUAUUCUGGUGUCGACCAAAUCUCCUGGGAAGGCAAGACCUACCGAAGAGAUAUAGCUUAUCGAGCUCUUUCUUCUGAACCCACCACAUCUUCUACCUCUGCUCCAUCAGGAGGAUUGACCUAUGCUGCUGCGGGAGUAUCCAUCACGGCAGGAAACGACUUGGUGGAAGCUAUCAAACCCGUUGUCAAGGCUACCCGACGUCCCGGUGCUGAUUCGAAUAUCGGUGGAUUCGGUGGGGCAUUCGACCUCGCCGCAUGUGGGUAUGAAGAUCCAAUUCUGGUUAGUGGUACCGACGGUGUGGGAACUAAACUUAGAGUCGCUUUGGAUUACGGUAAACACUCUACUGUCGGUAUUGACCUUGUGGCAAUGUCAGUAAACGAUUUGAUCGUCCAAGGAGCGGAACCAUUAUAUUUCUUGGAUUAUUACGCCUGUUCGAAAUUGGACGUGCCUGUCGCUACCGACGUCAUCACUGGAAUAGCCGAGGGAUGUCUUCAAGCUGGAUGUGCCCUCAUUGGAGGUGAGACAGCAGAAAUGCCAGGAAUGUACCAUACAGACGAUUACGAUCUUGCUGGAUUCGCUGUCGGUGUAGUUGAACGAAGACAACUUUUACCUUCGAACGAUAUAAAAGAAAAUGACGUUUUGAUUGCCUUAUCGUCGAGUGGACCUCAUUCGAAUGGUUAUUCCUUAAUUCGAAAGAUCGUUAGUCUAUCUGGAUUAAGUUUGACGGAUAUUGCACCAUGGAGUAAAGGCAGUCAGAAAGUUGGUGAUGCCUUGUUAGAACCUACCAAGAUAUAUAUCAAGUCGUUGUUACCGGGUAUCAAAGGUGGAUUGUACAAGGGGAUGUCACAUAUAACAGGAGGUGGAUUUACCGAGAAUAUACCUAGGAUAUUCGAGGGUGAUUUGGGUGUACAGUUGGAUUUGGGUAGUUACCAAUUGCCUGAAAUUUGGAAAUGGUUAAUGAAGACUGGACAAGUAGAAGCCAAAGAGAUGGUGAGAACGUUCAACUGCGGUGUGGGUAUGGUCAUCAUUGUAGAUUCUACCAAAGUCGAUUCAGCUCUUCAGAGUUUAGCUGAGAAUGGUGAGAACGGAUGGGUCAUUGGGAAAGUAGUUAAAGGGAAGGGUGUUAGCUAUACCGGAUUGGAAACUUUCGGUCAGUAA